Messenger RNA from Racocetra persica, 174 nucleotides. Lineage: Eukaryota; Fungi; Glomeromycota; Glomeromycetes; Diversisporales; Gigasporaceae. The record is from the annotation of a GenBank genome assembly.
UUAAGAGAUAAUCAAUUAGAGACUGUUUAUAACUAUAUUGAUCAACAAAAAAAUACUUUAGUUUUAAUUAAAACUGGUGAUAAAAAAUCUCUAUAUUUUUUAUUAUCUGCAGUUCUUUUUGAUGAUUUGACUAUUAUAAUAAUACUAUUAAUAGCACUAAUGCAAGAACAAGUG